Molecule: messenger RNA, 1485 nt
Organism: Dichotomopilus funicola
Lineage: Eukaryota; Fungi; Ascomycota; Sordariomycetes; Sordariales; Chaetomiaceae
Exons: 2
Coding region: 1-1485 (494 amino acids)
Source: RefSeq, a predicted model, not a curated record
AUGUCGCAACAUCAGUCACAUCCAUCGUACCCGUCGCAUCCAACAUUUAUCAACCUCCCACAACCGCCGUCCAAUCCGGAAACACCCCCCGAGAUUCCAGGUACCCCCACGAGCACAACAACAUCCCUCUCCGCCCUCUCGACAACCGCCAUCAAAGAUGGCCACCGCGGCGCUCUCCACCACCGCGGGCAUCAACAGAACGCAUCCGUCAACAGCCUCGAAGCCGAACGUGCCGACCGCAUCAGCCGCCUAACAGGCCUAUCCAAUGUCUCAACCCUCCGCGGUCCGCCCGGGCCUUUUGCACAAAACAAUUCAGGGUCGCCACAAACCACACCAACAUCCACCGGUUUUCCCGCAAAUCUCACAGGCCCUGGUGCAAUGGCCGGCCUGACGCCAGCCUAUUUCGAUGCCGCUGGACAGCCCGUCGCAGACACCAAAGUAAGCACUGUCGGUUCGGCGAGCGCCACCGAGAGCGUUGGCGGGCGGACAAGCGGCACAACCGAAGUGGGCGGCGACGGGUCCACGCUAGGCGAGGACCGCGAUGAGGACAUGCUGACGGAGAUGGACUCAGCCAGCGCGAAUGGUUACAUGGGUGGUGACGGGAUGGAUGAGGACCUAGACAACAUGACGUCGCGCAGUGUGGGGGCCUUUGAGGACCGCAUGUCCGACGACGGUAGCGCUAGCUUGGUUGGGUUUGGAGAGGGCGCAGGCAGUACGCUGUCAGGGCCCAUCUACCACCGCCGGCCGCUGCCCACGCAAAGUAGCACCAGCGGCAGCGGGGCACUGGCGUGGGCGCUAGAGCGAAGCGGUUCAGGUCUCAGCGACGGCCCGGCCGCAUCGCCUGGACCUCACCACCACCCCUAUCCUCACACCUACCAUGUCCAGCACCAGCGUGGCGGUAGCAGCAGCAGACAGCGGGACUAUUCAACACGCUCCUCGGAUCGGGAUACGACUAGUUCUGAUACCCCCGUGAGCCAGUCCGCCGUACGUGAGAGGCGAGAGGCUCGCAUGGUGGACGGAGUGGCCAUGGAAACCGGUGCACCGGUGUCUGGGGGGGCACCAAUGGGACCGGGUUAUGGCGAUGAAGAUGAUGUUUUCGUCGACACCACCACCCGUAGUCCUGUUCCUGUCCAAACCCAUACGAGUCCAGGCUCAAACCCCGGACAACAACAACCACAGCAACAUUAUCCACGGACACGCUCACGGCAGCAGCAGCAACAACAUCUCCAGCAUCAUCAAUAUCCCCAGCAACAUCCGUAUUCGUUUGCCCACCACCACAACCAACAACAUCAGUAUCAACCAACACCACCGCUGUCACAGCAACAACAUCAGCAGCAACACAAUACCCAGCCAUCCACCCGCGAGACUGCCGAGCGUAUCGUUCGAGAGACCCUCGAUGACGGCGAGGAAAGGGUAGGGAGUACCACGCUGGAGAGUCCGCGCGGUAAUGGAAAACUGGGGCGGUUUUAUUUUGAGGAGAGCUAA